Molecule: messenger RNA, 972 nt
Organism: Anthostomella pinea
Lineage: Eukaryota; Fungi; Ascomycota; Sordariomycetes; Xylariales; Xylariaceae
Source: the annotation of a GenBank genome assembly
AUGGACAACUUCAAGGCUUUCGGCAAUAGCCUGAGCAACAUUGGCUCCCAGAUCACCCCCUUCGCCUCCCGUACUUUCCAGCAGGCCAAGGAGCAGCUGGGCCAAGCUGAGGAUAAGACUCAGCUCCCUCCCGACUAUAUCGAUCUGGAGAAGCGAGUGGAUGCGCUCAAGCAGGUUCACCAGAAGAUGCUUGCUGUGACCUCCCAGUACGCCAACGAAGCCUACGACUACCCACCCAACAUCAAGGAGACCUUCCAGGAUCUCGGCCGCACCGUCAGCGAGAAGGUCCAGCUACUUUCGACUGCCUCCAGCCCCGCCGAAGCCCAAGCUGCCCUGACCGCACCUCCCUCCGCGAAGCCGCAACCCAAGACCUUCAACCACGCCAUUGCGCGUGCCAGUCUGGCCAGCUCCCAGCUCCUACAUCAACAACACACCGGUGCUGGGGAGGAUCCUCUUGCCACUGCGUUUGAGAAGUAUGCGCUGGCUGAGGAGCGAGUCGGCGAGGCUCGCCUUGCCCAGGAUGCGCAGAUCCAGAGCAGAUACCUGGCUGGCUGGAACACCACGCUGAACACCAACCUGAUGUUCGCCACGCGCGCGCGCAGGAACGUCGAGAAAGCUCGUCUGACUCUGGACGCUGUCAAGGCUCGCCACAAGGGGACGACCUGGAAGAUAGGCCCAACCUCCCCUCGCGACGAGCACCCUCCUUCCUCCGAGGAGCUCAGCCCCGAGGCUCAAGAGGAGAUCGAGAAGGCCGAGGACGAAUUCGUCACCCAGACUGAGGAGGCCGUGGGUGUCAUGAAGAACGUCCUGGAUACCCCCGAGCCUCUCCGUAACCUUGCAGAGCUCAUUGCUGCUCAAGUUGAAUACCACAAGAAGGCUUACGAGAUCCUGAACGAGCUUGCUCCAGUCAUCGAAGGCCUUCAGGUUGAGCAGGAGGCCAACUACCGCAAGAGCCGCGAGAGCGCGUCUUAG